This is a messenger RNA of Pneumocystis jirovecii RU7, 666 nucleotides long. RefSeq lists its product as uncharacterized. Gene Ontology annotation, cellular component: endoplasmic reticulum; Golgi apparatus; endoplasmic reticulum-Golgi intermediate compartment. The transcript is spliced from 3 exons. The coding region runs from base 1 to 666 and encodes 221 amino acids. The record is from RefSeq and is a predicted model, not a curated record. Lineage: Eukaryota; Fungi; Ascomycota; Pneumocystomycetes; Pneumocystales; Pneumocystaceae. Gene Ontology annotation, biological process: intracellular protein transport; endoplasmic reticulum to Golgi vesicle-mediated transport; Golgi organization.
AUGGUUCUUUUUUUUAUUAGGAUUCGAGAAUUAUUGAGUUUAGUUUUUUUCUUUACAGUCUUUGUUCCAAUUUCCUCGUUAAUGUUUGAUAUUAUAGCAAUGCCUUUAAAUGUUCAAAAUCAACGAUGUAUCCGUAAUUUUGUACCUACUAAUACUCUAGUAACUAUAUUUGUUAAUGUCUAUGGGUCUCAGGAUGAUGGCCAGAAAGUAAAUAUGACAAUUACUGACAUUCAUGGGAAUGAAUAUAGUCGUUCAAAGGAAAUUAUUGGCGAAAAGAGGGUCAUUUUUACUACAAGUGAUGAAUCUACAAUUAUAGUAUGCUUAAGUAAUGUUCUCUUCUAUGGGUCUAACAAUACUAAUAAUUUUCGAUCUGUAGAACUGGAUAUUAACAAAGGUACAGAUGCGCUUAAUUGGGAAGAUAUUGAAGUUCAACGUCACUUGAGACCUGUUGAGGUUGAAUUAUUAAAAAUUGAAGGCAUUUCUCGAGAAAUUGCAAACGAAAUGGAAUAUUUGCAAGUACGAGAACAAAAAAUGCGAGAUAUUAAUGAAAGUACAAAUGAUCGAGUUAAGUUUUAUGGUCUUGGAUUCAUGAUCUCUUUAGUUAUCCUUGGCAUUUGUGAAAUUAUUUAUUUACGCCGUUUUUUUCAACGCAAACAUCUUAUUUAG